Messenger RNA from Closterium sp. NIES-65, 1119 nucleotides. The record is from the annotation of a GenBank genome assembly. Lineage: Eukaryota; Viridiplantae; Streptophyta; Zygnematophyceae; Desmidiales; Closteriaceae.
AUGCCUCGGAUAGCCUCUAGUUCGUGGUUGUCUUACCCCUAUAGCCAAAUAAGCCUCCGCUCGCCUCACCACGCCUCCGCUCGCCUCGCCGCGCCGCAUCUCGGCUCACCUCCCCGCGCCUCCGCUCGCCUCGCCGCACCUCCCCUGCCAUCAGCGCGCCAGCACCCUCGUCUCGGUGCCCCUCCUCGCGCCUCCAAUCCCGCUGCCCUUCUCCCACCUGCCCAUCCCUUGCCCUCGCUUCCCUGCCCUUCCAUUCCCUCGUGUUACCUUCCCCUUUAUUUUUCCCGUCUGCUUCCCCUCAUUCCCCCCCCUCCUUCCCCUCAUUACCCUCCUUUUUCCCCUCACUUACCCCGCUGCCUCCCCUCGUUUCCCCCUCUACUCUCAUCGUUUCCCCCCCUUGUUCUACUCAUUCCCCCCCCUCCUUCCCCUAAUUUCCCUCCCAGCUUCCCCUCAUCUCUCCCCUGCUCCCCCUCAUAUCCCCCCUUGCUUCCCCUCAUAUCCCCCCCUGCUUCCCCUCAUAUCCCCCCCUGCUUCCCCUCAUAUCCCCCCCCUGCUUCCCCUCAUAUCCCCCCCUGCUUCCCCUCAUAUCCCCCUUCGCUUCCCCUCAUUUCCCCCCCUGCUUCCCCUCAUUUCCCCCCCGGCUUCCCCUCACCCCCCCCUCCCGGUUCCCCUCAUUUCCCCCGCUGUGGCCCCUCAUUUCCCUCCCUGCUACUCCUCUUUUCCCCCCCUGCUUCCCCUCAUUCCCCCCCCUGCUUCCCCUCAUUUCCCCCCCUGCUUUCCCUCUUUUCCCUCCCUACUUCCCCUCAUUUCCCUCCGUGCUUCCCCUCAUUUCCCCCUGCUUCCACUAAUAUCCACUCCUCCUUCCCCUCGUUUCCCCCUCUUCUUCCCCUCGUUUCAUCUUCCUAUCUCUCGCUUUCCCUCUCUCUCCUCUUCCCUAUCCUCCAUCUUCCUAAUGUCCUUCGUUCCCUCUCACCCUCUUCCUAUCUCCUCCUUUCCCUCACCCCCGCUCUUCCUAUCCCCUUUCCCUCUCAUCUCACAUCGUCCUAUCUCCCCCUUUCCCGUCCCCCCCUGCUUCCCUCUUCCCUAUCUCCCAUAUCUCCCCUGUUUGACUUUUCUCUU